AUGGGUGCUGCGGAUUCGAAGCUCUCCUUCAAAAAGGGCGUUUUUCGCCUAGCCGAGGAGAAGGGCAUUCCAGUUGAUGACCCUUACUGGCGUCAGUUCUGGGAGCUGCCAGAGGCUUCCGAAGAUGUCUUUACGCUAUUCUCGUCGGCCGACAUUCGACGGACCAGGGAUAGCUCCCUCGAUAAUCUGGAGACCCUCAUAACCGCUCUCACCUCAAGAUUAUUCCACUUGCGACACCACCCAGCGUUCCCGGAUCCCGAUGCUGCUCCCGAGAAGGAAGCCCUCAACUGUAUCCGUGUCCUCACCCGUCUACUCCCCUAUCUUUACGAAAAUGAGGCCCUGGAAGCUUGGGAGGAGAAAUUCUUUUGGUCGCCCAGGAGGAAGAAGACCAGAAGGGUUAGCGAAGUUAUAUUCGAUGAAUCCAAUCCGAACCCAACCCCGGAACCUCCUAAGGUGGAAACGGUCAAGCCGCUUGCCGAAGAACUCAUAGAUACCCUGCUGGACAUGCUCUUCUUUGCUGGAUUUACCGUUCCGGUUACCCCGGUCGCCGGGAAGACCAAGGUCACUUAUGCGAUCUGGCAGAGCGGCGUAGGAUGUAACACAUCGAUGGCAACAACAAGAGAAAGCGAGUCGAACCGUAUUGAGAUUCUGCGCCUCUUGAUAUCCAUUACUAGCAAGGCGAUGUACAUUCCCUCUAACUUCCUACCAGUCAAGGGUACUAGAGGCCUUACAUACCUUGUCACAAAUCCCGAUAAGAAAGUCGUCCUUUCCGUCCUAUGCUCCUUGUUGAAUACCACUCUCAAAUACAAUGCUGCAUCAUGGAGGCUGCCCUACGACCAUGUAGUCUUCUCAGACUCUAGACAGGUCCUAGUCACAUACUCUUUACAUAUGCUGCUAAUCCUCUUAUUAUACCCCAUCCCGGAAGGAAAGCAGGGCGACCCUCCUCUGAAGAACAACUUCAGACACUACCUAGGCAGGCUCCACAGAACCCAGGACUUCCAGUUCCUCGUUGACGGAAUGACCCGUGUUCUAAAUCAACCCAUCCAAGCAAGCUCAUCAUACCUCCCAGGCUCUCAAAAGUCCCUAAAAUGGGCUCCCGAAACUAUCAUGCUCUUCUGGGAGUCUCUGCAGUGUAACAAACGAUUCCGAGCCUUUCUCAUAGAAACAGAUAGGUCUCUCGAUUUCGUUGUGUUACUAAUAUAUUACGCUCUAGAGUAUCGCACCGACGCUUCAAAGUCUGGUGUAGUACGCAUGUGUGUGUUUGUAUUGCAGACUCUCUCGUCGGAGCCGAAGUUUGGGAAGAGCCUGAAUAAGAAGUUCGAGAACCAGAAUUUGCUCCCGCCCAGUGUUAGAAUAGCUGGGUUUUCAGGUUCAUAUGCGGAAUAUGUUAUCAUUUCGAUAUACAACCUGAUAACGAGCAGCAAAGGAAAGUUCGGAGCGAUAUACCCGGCAUUACUGGCCAUUAUCAGCAAUGUUGCCCCGUACGUCCAGAACUUGUCGUCCGCCGCGAGCGGGAAAUUGGUACAGCUAUUCACAUCGAUGAGCUCGCCUUCUUUCCUGCUAGCCAACGAAUCGAAUCAUACCCUUCUACAUUCUUUGCUCGAGGCUAUGAAUAGCAUUAUCGAACACCAGUACUCAUCAAACCCAUCGUUCGUCUACGCAAUCCUCCGCUCCCAUAAGCGCUUCGAAAAUCUACGAUCUUUUACCCUAGAGAGUGGUCGUGAAGAAAUUGAGAAGCAACGAAGGAUGCAAAAGGACAAUGCUAGUGAUAUCAUGCAACCCGAGUCACCUAUCAUACCCCGAACAAACACCAUGCAGCCUCCUGAUACGCCUGGUCUCCCCGCUGACCCUGAAACAUUCCAAAUUGGGGAUUCCGACGAUUCCGAUGAUGACACAACCAGCACGCAACGAAGAUCGUCAGCAGUAAUGACACCUACUUCAACGGCCUUCGAAUCCUCACGUGGAAAUUCUAUUGAUGAUGCAGUUCCGAUCCAGCUGAGAGGCAUGAGUGAGAAGGCUAGAGGCAAGCUCCCAGUCGGACAGCUGUCGAGGCAGAACAGCGUUAUCAGUAUCGGGAGCCAGAACGGUGUGGCGUAUAAUGCUGCUGGAGAGUUUGCACCUAGUCCGGAAUGGAUCGAAACAUGGUUGCCUCUUCUUCCCUUGCAUACGAUCCUUACAGUCAUACAAGAACUAUCACCGCAACUACGUGCCGUUUUGUCGAAACACUCUCGCCAGAACUCUGUCACGAGCCCGACAACGACCACUCCACAGUCACCUCUCCAUCCUCCACCUACUCCUCAAAUUGCCGAAACUAAUGUUUCAAUGUUGGAGCGUAUUCGGACGACUGAAAUUCCUGGUGUUGAACCGAGCCCGAUCAAGUGCUACACUUUUGAGUGGAGCUCCAUGGCACUAGGCUGGUAUGAAAGUCUAAUGUGGGGUUUCAUAUUUGUUAGUGAGAUGCAAGUUGGAAAGGGGACGGUUGGGGUAUGGAAUGGAACUAUUGUUAGGUUGUUCAAGGUCCAAGAAACAGCACCGGAAGGACCGAGUUUGAGGGCGCCAAAGGGCGCUGUAGAUGCGGUUGCAACGACGCUGAUGGAUAGACUGAGUCAUGUUAAUCUUUCGGCUUUGAGUGGCGGGGCAGGCGCACAAGCUGCUGCCGCUGCUAAUUCUGGGUCUGCAGCUUCAGCAGCCGGGCCCCAGCAGGGCAGGCGAAGUAGUGGAGCUGCCGAGGGCAAUGUGCGAUCCGCUAUUAUCUAA
This is a messenger RNA of Orbilia oligospora ATCC 24927, 2757 nucleotides long. RefSeq lists its product as uncharacterized. The transcript is spliced from 6 exons. The coding region runs from base 1 to 2757 and encodes 918 amino acids. Gene Ontology annotation, cellular component: membrane; Golgi trans cisterna; Golgi medial cisterna. NCBI's taxonomy places the organism in Eukaryota, Fungi, Ascomycota, Orbiliomycetes, Orbiliales, Orbiliaceae. The record is from RefSeq and is a predicted model, not a curated record.